Messenger RNA from Schistosoma turkestanicum, 969 nucleotides. Lineage: Eukaryota; Metazoa; Platyhelminthes; Trematoda; Strigeidida; Schistosomatidae. The record is from the annotation of a GenBank genome assembly.
AUGUCUGGAGUGAGGCUAGAUAAUACUGACAUUUUUGAACGUGUUGGAGCCGAACAGUAUGGAAGACCUGGUGAAGAAACUGGUCCAUUAGAUACUAAGGAGAAUGCUCCACACUAUACAAUCCAAGGCGUACUACACUUUUUGCAAACUGAAUGGAAUCGUUUGGAAAUGCAACGCUCCCAGUGGGAGGUUGAGCGAGCUGAAUUGCAGGCGCGAAUAGCAUUCCUCCAAGGGGAGCGUCGUGGGCAAGAAAAUCUGAAGCAGGAUUUAGUUCGACGAAUUAAAAUGUUAGAAUACGGUUUGAAACAGGAACGUGUCAAAUUUCAUCAAUACAAAGCUUCUGUUUCUUCUGGCAAUUCACCCAAUGCCAUCAAACAAGCUGAUAAUGAGGAUUCUAGCACCAGAAAUGAACUAACUGUUGUAAAGCCAGUGCUGGAACCAGCGGAAAAACUGGCUGUAUGUACUGAGCAGACUCUCGAAAGCAAUGUGAAAUGGCGAGAGAGUCGAUUACGUCUCAAACAGUUCCUUCAGGAGGUUGGUUAUGCAGAUGCUGUCCUCAGUGUACGUGAAGCACGUGUACGCCAAUUGUUGCUGUCGGCUGCAGGGUGGCCUAAUGAACCUGAUUCUUCUCUCACUGCCACGGAUCCAAAAAAUAAACACUAUCUUUGGGAAUCUGAUAAGCUCAAAUCAAAACUCAAUGAUAAUGCUAAUUAUGAUACCAGUCUUCAAGAUGAACUUGCCGAAGAUGCUAUUGCAAAAAUAAAUCAAGUUGUACGCUCAGGCUCAGAUUUUCUCACAUCUGACGAUUUAAGUUCUGGAUUUUGUAACGAGUUGACUGAUCAGUCUACCGAACCGGAUACAACUGGCAAUUCUAGUAAUGAUAAUUCAGAAUCGUUUGAUAAUGCGAAUUGGGUGAACCGGUUCCGGAUCAGUCAACUCGUUACAAAAUCCAGAACUCAAAUCAUCUGA